This is a messenger RNA of Lytechinus variegatus (green sea urchin), 3069 nucleotides long. It is a transcript of the gene cfap221, whose product is annotated as cilia- and flagella-associated protein 221-like. Bases 132 to 2900 code for a protein of 922 amino acids. Gene Ontology annotation, cellular component: cilium. The record is from RefSeq and is a predicted model, not a curated record. Gene Ontology annotation, biological process: cilium assembly; cilium movement. Lineage: Eukaryota; Metazoa; Echinodermata; Echinoidea; Temnopleuroida; Toxopneustidae. The transcript has 20 exons.
CUGUGAGAAGUGUACAUAAUUCUGCUCAAGGCAUGCGCAGGAAGCCAGGAAAAACUUACGUUAAACUCAGACUCGAGUAACUUUUAAAUUUUAAAAGAAAACGUGAGGAUCCUGCGGGAGUAGCAUUGGCCAUGGCUGUGGAGAGGCCAUUGAGUCAGCUGAACACGGAUCCCCUCUCUCCGUUAAGGAGUCAAUCCCGUCUCAAUGGUGCUUCAAUUGUUCUACACGAGUCACUGGUUGCCCCUGAGAAAAAGAAACCAGUUCCAAACCAUCUUUUAGACACAAAAAUAUAUCAUAAAUUAUCCCACAAUGAAGUACUUCAAGUGGAACCAGCAGUGGUUCACUUCCCCGGGUUUGAACCAGGAAAGGUUCAUAGACAAGUUAUGAACAUCAUCAACACAUCCUCGGAAUGUCAGCAGAUGCAUAUCAUCCCUCCGGCUACACGUUAUUUCAAAGCAUGGUACAAGAAGAGGGAUCGUCUGGUCCCAGGUUUAUCCAUGGAAGUAACAGUAGAGUUCCGACCAGAUGAGUGGAGGUACUUCUAUGACUGCAUCAGGAUACAUUGUCAGAGUACAGAGAACCUUGUGAUUCCUGUACAUGCAUACCCUGUCAUGUCAGCUGACUUUCCAGAAAUAGUCAAGUUUCCUCCUACACCUGUAUCCCAAAGAUCAAGAAAGGUAAUACCCAUCAAGUGCAAUAUCCCGUUGGAUUUUGAAUACCAGCUCAAAUUCAUCCAACCCCACCCUGCUAUCACCAUCACACCUAUGAGCGGGACCGUACCGGGGAAUGGUCAGGUCGAGCUGACCGCUACCUAUUCCCCUUCGGACUUCAGCACAGCGAUCAUGAAGCUUCAGUUGAUCAUCUCUCAGUUCAACACCAAGCCGUUGGAUUGCACUUUCAUCGGACAUUCCAGCCCUGGACUGGCUGUUCCUCCUGAAACCCAACCUAUCGACACCACAACAGAAGGUCCACUCUCACCGGUCAACACAGCAGUCCAGCUUGACCCCCAGUCCAUCUCACCCAUAUCAAUGUCCAGAAGAAAGAAAGGAACGGGCAAGACCACUAAGAAGAAGACAGUCACUGUAUCCAAGCCGACCAAGGAAGGCACGGAAAAGAACGGUGUAAGAUUCCCAUCCAAUCUGGAUGUCCAGCAUUCGGUCAAUGCAGUGUUACUGCAGACCCCAGGGAAGCUCACAGUGAAGGAGUUAAGGGAAGCUGUACAAUCCAAAUCAGGGUCGGCCCAAGCACUCAACCCAAGACAGUUAAAGGAAGCUGUGUUUGAUAGGGAAGUGAGGGAUGAUGUUCAGGCAGAGAGGAGAAAUCAAAUAAGAUGGCAAGUCCACCUCGGCAGAGAGCAGAUGCCUCAAGAAGAGAGACUACAGAUUGUUGAAACAAGAAAAGAAGCUCUCAAAGAUUAUCAUUUCAAGAGAGGAGACCCACUUCCAGAGAUAGAGUUUAACCGUGUCUCAACGACAUGCACCCAGCGACGCACCUACCGACGGAUGACCCAUGUCCCUGACCCAGUGGCACAGUUUGACCUCUACUGCAAUGACCCCUGGGCCAUGAAGCAUCGAGCCAUCGGACGCUUCCAGCAGGCCGUCCAGAAGGUCAUUCUGAGGCAGAGGGCGGCAGACAAGUGGUCCAUGCUGAGCAAGCUCGUAGCGGACUACAAGUCUGGGAAUGCUGGCAAGGUUGAGAAAUUGACAUUUGGUAACAAUGGUGAGGCCAAAUACGACCACUUACCCCUGGAAGUCAGCUCAGACAAGCUACUAACCUACGCCUUCCCAUCAUACAUCUCACCAGAUUACAAGGAUGAUAUGGCCCCUGAUGCACUGGGCAUUGUCCCUGCCAAGGCAACAGACAUUGAGGUGAAGCGGAAGGUACCGUACCUCGGCCUGAAGGUUCCCCAGCAGUAUCGGCUGAUGGGGUACAAGGCGCAUAGCGUACAGGACGCAGCUGGUGGGUACGUGGCACCCAAGCUGGUCAGACCCCUCAGGACAGGUGCAGAGGAUGAGACCAUCACCAUGCCAGUUCCUGAGCCAGCCUGGCAGGAGAAGGAUGAGGCAGCUAUGGAGAGAUUGCAAGGCAUCGAUGGGGAGGACGACGACGAUGAGGAACCGAUCGAGCUGGUAACGGGGGAGGCGAGGAAGAUGGCUUCUCAACUUGUCCCCCCUGCUGGGCUCUUCAAAUCCGUUGACUACCCUUCCCUCCAUAUAUUUAACCCUGCGCCAGGUCUUCAAGUCUUCUUACCCCCUCUACCCUACGCUGAAGUAGAUCCAGACUUCCAUCUCUGCCCCUUGCCUAGGUACACCCACUCUGAUCCCAGGAACAAACAUGGUGCAACGCUCAAGAGAUACCUGGAUAAAGAGGAUGUAAUAAAAGGAGUAAUGGCAUGGAAGAAGUUCCCUUCUCAAGGUCUAGUCUCCCUUGCUAACACACCAACGCUAACCAAUGUAUGGGUACCAAGAUGGACGGAUACCUUCAGUCCAGAUCUACUACCUGAAUCUGUACCGGAGCUUCUGGAUGGUUUACCGACUGAAGACAAGGAGAACAUCGUCUCAGAUGACUCAGAUGACGAGGAGGAUGAAGGAAAGGAAGAGAAAACAGACGAUGUUGCUCUGACACCCGGUAUGGUCAAUGCCGAGUUCCCCCUGAUAGUCCCGCCAAGAACUCCAGAUCAGCAGCAACAACCAUCGGAAAGUGAGGAGUUUCCCUAUGGUUCCAAGCUUCCUACACACAAUAAUCCAGUCUCGUCCAAUGGACCUGUCCCUAGGGAGAAGAGAGAACGUGAGCUGGAGCUGUUCCUUAAGAAGAGAUACAACAAACUUGGAGAGAAGAUUCAAGAGAGAGUAACUCACAUGAACAAUCUUACAAACGACCCUGAUCUGGUCUUACACUGAUGUCCUUUGACUUUCAAGAAGAUGAUUACAGUCUGAACAUCUAAGUCUUCAUGUUUCUAUUCUUAGAUCUUGUGAAAGGAAUGAAAUAAACUUGAAGAGAAGCUUAAAGGGAUGGUCUGGGCUGAAAGUAUUUAUAGCUUAUUAAAUAGAGUAGAAUUCACUGAGCAAA